UGACGCGAGGGGAGGCUGUGUGACCUAAUGUGGGCGCGGCUAAAACGCGAGUGUGUAUGGUUUGAUGACAAACAUCGGGGGCGUGCUUUUAAAGGAGGUCAUUGGAAGCUGGACUGCAGGAAGGAAUUUUCCCACCUGAGCAGAUAUGGGGAAUUCAGAAAGUGGAUCCUACAACAAACGGCUGUCUGUAAUUUCUCCUGAAGAACAGUCUGAGAUUGAGCAAAGCUUUGAGAAAAUGCCCUUCAUUAAAAGUGGAUCCAAAAAAUCUCUGAAUUUAAAGACAUUCCAGGAUUAUUUAGGGAAUUCCUUGCCAAGCUUUAUCACUCGGCGAAUCUUCAGGGGAAUCCAGAGCAUAAACCUUAAUAACAAGUCGCCCAUCAUGGGUGAUGAAAUCAGCAAGGAACAGUAUUUGUUGUUCUUUGCAGAUAUCCUUAGAGGAACAUCAGAUGAAAAGAGCUGGAUUAUGUUUCAUAUGAUAAACCUUGAAAACAGUGAGCAGGUGAAAGGGGAGCACGUCCAGCAGUUUUUAAAAGACCUGAUAACUGCUGUGCUGCAUGUAUUGAAGGGAAAUAAUGUUCUGAGUGGCUGGAAAUUGGAAAAAGUUGAAGAUUCUUCUUUUGGGAUACAGGCCCUGGCAUUACAUUUAUUGUCACAAUUAAAAACUUCAGAUGGACAGACAAUUGAAGGAAAAGAGCUUUUAAAUUGUUUCUGUUCACGGGCAUCUAUUGAAGAAUGGUUGUACAAGGUUCCAAUGAUAUCCACUUUGUUACGGGUUGUGUUGACUUUAGGGUUGUCUGUUCUAAAACAACAAACAGAUUAUGAAACAGAAAUCCGCUCUCUGGUGCCUAAGUGCCGGGUUGUGAAGCAGCCAUCCUUUGUUAGCCUUUUGGAUCUUCCAUCUGUAAUGUUUCUGAAUUACCAACUACCCUCUGAAAUGCAGCAGAAGUGGAGACUCCUGUUUUCCUCGCAGAUCCAUGGCGAGAGCUUCUCCAAGCUUUGUGGUCACCUUGUGGACCAGGGCCCAAGCUUGUUGGUUUUGAAGGAUUCAGAUGGAUUUAUCUUUGGGGGGUUUGCAUCACAAAAUUGGGAGGUUAAACCUCAAUUUCAAGGAGACAGCAGAUGUGUCUUGUUCUCCAUUUUCCCACAUCUCAAUGUGUACACGUAUACAGGAUACAACGAUCAUUAUAUGUAUCUGAACCACGGGCAGCAAACCAUGCCUAAUGGACUGGGAAUGGGGGGGCAACACAAUUAUUUUGGACUAUGGAUAGACAGUAAUUUUGGAUCAGGACACAGCAAAGCUAAACCCAGCUGCACUACAUACAAUAGCCCCCAGCUCUCUGCCAAAGAAGAAUUCACCAUUGAUGCAAUAGAAGUUUGGGCUGUUGGAGAACUGUCUGAAGAGCUAGUGGCUAAAAACAAAAAAAGCAUUCUAGAUGCUGACCCUGAAGCACGAGCGUUGCUUGACAUGACCGGGAAAGGACGCCAGAGUGAGGGUCUAAGGGAUAAAAGUGAAGAUGAUGAUAUGUAGCAUUGAUAAGUGACACAUGGGGAUUCUGCCAAUUCUAUCUGUUCAGCAUUGCUGGCAAAUCUUUCAGCCAUUUUCUAGGUUUUGCUCUUAUGGAAAAUCAGUGCACUGCAGAUUUUCUGCCUUUUUACGGCUCACUUUAUUAUGGGAUUAUAAUUACACAAGUGAGUGAGUAAUCAGGAUGGUUUCAUAAAAAGGCUGUGAAGUUCUCUCUGAAACCGUCGACAAUGUACAGACGACUGUAUAUGGAUGGUACUUUUUUGUACUCUACUUAUUCAGCUUGCAAGCUAUGGAUUUUUUUUUAAAUGAGUCUAUGCUGCACUCCUACAAUUGUAUUAUAAAAGUAAGAAAUAUUUUAAGUUUUCAAACUCUUCUCAGUUAUUUACAAGGGCAGUUAGUCACAUUUUGCAUUUUAUUUAGUUUUAUAUUUAAAAAGAAAGUGUGCUGUUCAUGUCACUUCAUUCAUUAUACUUGCUAAUACUUCAGUGCUUCCACAAGGUGGCACUAUCUUGCUGCCAACUGGUUUCUGUAGAUUUAUAAAAAAAAAAGAAAAUCUCAUUGCUAUGACUUGUAUAUGUCUAAAAUUUUAGAGGAAAUUAACCACCACUUUAUUUUAUUUUGCAGUAUUUAUAAACAUCUGAAAAAUUAAAGGGAUAUUGUACUAUAAAAUUGUCACCCCUCAAUGUGUUUCUAGUGUUUUGUUACACCAGCUGCAAAAUGUUACAUGUCUGGGAAAUUGCUCCUUUUUUUUUUUCUACUUACAAAAACUGUUUUUGUUCAUUGAAACUUAAAACCUACCAUUCUCAAGAAUAUGUCCAUUUAAAUGGACUGAGCCUACAGGAAGAGCAGGUCUCAUUCUCUCUCUCUCCUUCUCUAUAAACAAAGGUUUGCUUAUAUUAUCUCUUAUUUAUACACAAAGGUCAAUGCUUAGGUAUUGAAAUUUUCAAUUGCUAUAAUAAAACUAAAGAUGCAAUUUCCAUUACAUGUCAGUGGGAAACGUAGAGCUACAAUGGGCAAGUAGCUCAUUGUAUUCCAAGCACUGAGAACAAACUCCUGCUGGGGUGAUUUCUGUUUCUGCCUCUUCUAUACAUACAUUUUCAAUAGAUGAUACUGCAAUAUUACAUUGCCUUUUAAAAGGCAAAAGCAGCUAGUUCAAAUAAAAUAAUGGCAAAUGAGCUAUCUGAAAAAAAAAUAUUACACUUUAGCAGGUAAAAUAAAUCAUUGGGAACAAGGGGAGAUAAGUUUACAGUACAAUGUCCCUUUGCGCCAUGUGUAUCUAGGUACUACAUCACACAGUACUUUGCCCUGCGUGCUGUGUUAACUUAGUACCUACCUACAGAGGCACAUGUGGCGCUUCCUGCGGUCAUCUUAAAUAGCAGGAGCCACAAACCAGGGGGCAGAAGGCAUAUGCCUUCAUAUGAUAUGGGAGCACUGAUCGUGCUCCGGUACCAUAUGAAGCCAGAUAGCUGAUUGUUACAGAGAGUGAAACUGUCAUUCUCUGUAAGCAUCUGCUGUUGAUGCAGAAUGGGAGCAGUGGGACGUAAGGAGGGAGCUUGUAUUUAUCAUGUAUAUGUGUUUAUAUUACUAUUAAUACAUUUACAGUGUUUUACUACACCAGUAGCAGUAUUAUUUGUUCUUUCCAUCAGCUGCAGACAUUGACAUACCAUUGUACAUGGCAGUGUGUGUACUGUGCUGUAAACUUGUCUUUCUAAGAAUUACAAAGCCGUUUUUGUGUAAAAGAGAUGGGACCUUCAGCAAGUACAAAACACGCAUUAGGCCAAAAUAAUGGUUACAAUUCCAGAGGUAAGGUACUGAUGCUAUAAAGUCCAAAGAAAAAUAUAGGCACUACUCGGAGUGAAAUAAUAGAAAUACGUUAUUCAUACAAAAAAGAUGAAAAAAUCCACAGGAUUGACAGAGGCUAACAGGUCGGACACGUUUCGCUCCCCCUAAUGACGCUUACUCAUAUACUUAGCAACCAUACAGAUGAUAUCUUAUUAAUGUCAUUUAACCCCUUGUGCAUAAUGCAAACAGAUUAAAAGCAAUACACAAUUAAGAACAAAAUGAAUGUACAAAAGACAUUAAAUAAGGAACGGUAUUAGUUGAAAAGCCAAAUAUGAUAUAAGGUUAAAGGGACAUUAAACACUUUGGGCUGGUAAUAUAAAAUGAUAAAUUGUAUAUAUAAAACAACUCUGCAAUAUACUUUCAUUAUUUAUUUUUUCCUAUUUGCCUGUAAUUCCAUUCUGAAAUUGUGAGCUUUUCAGUUCCUGUUAGAAAUGGAAGUGCAGAACACUGUUUAAUCCAGCACAACCAUUGGCUGCACACUCUAAUGACCUAUGUAUAACUGUCCCUAAUUGGCCACAGCAGAGAAGGUAACACAAGUUACAACAUGGCAGCUCCCAGUGUUUUAUAGACACUAAAACUUUACACUUAUUUUGUCACUUUUUAAACAACUAUUGAAACUUUUAAAAAUACAUCUACAUGUUAGUCAUGGACUAAUCUUUUCUUUGAAUGCAUCAUUCUAUCUAGGAUGUAUUUAGUGUUUAAUGUCCCUUUAAAGCAAACAUCCUCCCAGAUAAGUUACCAAAGUAUGUACUCAUAGUUAGUAUUCAAAUCUAAAUGGUUGUUAAUAAAUAUGAAUAAUUAAUAAUAAUAUAAUAAUUUCAUUUCACACAAACAAACACGUAAAUUCACAAAGAUAAAAUAAAGCAAUAGCCAUAUUCCAUAAUAAUUCAAUUGCAUUUGCCUAUAACACAAUAUUCAUAUGCGUGCAUUACUUAAUUCUAAUAUAUUAGUUCAUACAUUAUAGAUAAUGCAUUAGUUAUACAAUUUUUUAAUUUUUUUUAUUGAGGUUGUGAGAAAUGUAACAUAAAAGAUUUGUCUAUAGACAAUAAUAACAGAAAUAGGAUAUACAUUGUCACGCAAAUAAGCAGAUAUGUUACAGCUUUAGACAUCGAUUCUGUGCUCCUGUAGAACAGUAUAAACAAGUAAUUGUUAUCAAUAUAAUAAAAGGUAAGUUGCUAAAGAGAUGCAGAAGCUAUAACUAUAAAGUAUAGAGCUAUGUCUUGUAUUUUAAUUGUCUGUGUGAAGAGAAAAGAAUCUAUAAUAUGAAAUAAAUAAAUAGAAGUGAAAUUUCAGAACAUGCUUGACUAAUGUCAGAAAAGAGUUCGGACAAGAUAUAAUGGAACCUCAGUUUUAUAUUAUAAAAAAAGGAAAAUGUUCCCCACAUUGCCAUAAUGAACACUCAUGAAUCUUUCUAGUCUAAUAAAAUUGGGGCAAGGGGAUUUAGCUUUUUGUUUUGGUCACUCUUGGACCAAAGUAUUUAGGGAAGGGGGAGGGUGAGUUCAGUGGGCAAGAGCAGCUCUGAGUGAAGAGAGGGAGGGGAGAAGGGGUGGAGCCUUCUAAGAUGACAGAACAAUGAUGAAGGGAGUGAGUGAAGGUCAUAUAUAUAUAUAUAUAUAUAUAUAUAUAUAUAUGGGUGGGUUCUAGGAGGGAUGACUUUCUGUUUACAUGACUGAAAAGGAAGGGACAUAGGGCUAGAUUUAUCAAAGGCUAGGCAAACUCUGUUGUGCUUCACCUGUAACUGCGCCCCAGCUCGCCUCCGGAGAAUUUAUAGAAAAAAUAGAUGUAACUUUGCGCAGGCGAGCUGGGACGUAAUGAUGAUAAAUUUCGCCGGUUGAAAAUGGCACUCCCUAUUUAUCACAGUACAUACCUAUAAAUAUUUACGCCGCCAUGUUUUGAUUAUUAAAAAAGCGUUUUUUUAAGUUAAUAUUUAGCUUAUAAUUCUAUAAUGUUUCUGUGCUGUUUUUGACAUAUGUUGAUCAUUUAAGAUCGCAAAAAUAAAUACAUACCCUGGCAGAA
Bombina bombina (fire-bellied toad) is the source of this 5383-nucleotide messenger RNA. It is a transcript of the gene MEAK7, whose product is annotated as MTOR associated protein, eak-7 homolog. The coding region runs from base 146 to 1528 and encodes 460 amino acids. The transcript is spliced from 8 exons. NCBI's taxonomy places the organism in Eukaryota, Metazoa, Chordata, Amphibia, Anura, Bombinatoridae. Gene Ontology annotation, biological process: TOR signaling. The record is from RefSeq and is a predicted model, not a curated record.